Molecule: messenger RNA, 945 nt
Organism: Spea bombifrons (plains spadefoot toad)
Lineage: Eukaryota; Metazoa; Chordata; Amphibia; Anura; Pelobatidae
Product: olfactory receptor 1019-like
Exons: 1
Coding region: 1-945 (314 amino acids)
Biological process (GO): G protein-coupled receptor signaling pathway
Cellular component (GO): membrane
Molecular function (GO): G protein-coupled receptor activity; olfactory receptor activity
Source: RefSeq, a predicted model, not a curated record
AUGGCUAUUCAAAAUUACUCAGUCGUUACUGAAUUUAUCCUUCUUGGACUUUCUGAUGAUCCGAGGACACAAUUCAUCCUUUUUCUAGUCUUCUUCAUCAUCUACCUCAUAAGCCUUCUUGGAAACGUUCUCAUUAUUAUAAUAACCGUGACAGCCAGUAAUCUUCAGACUCCAAUGUAUUUCUUCCUCGCUAACCUCUCUUUCUUGGAUAUCUGCUAUUCCUCAACAGUUGUCCCUAGAAUGCUUAAAGACAUGUUGUCCACAACAAAAACUAUUUCUUAUGCAGAAUGUGUCAUGCAAAUGUAUAUUGUGCUUUCCUUGGGUGAAUGUGAAUGCAUUCUUCUUGCUAUAAUUGCUUAUGAUCGUUACAUAGCUAUAUGUUACCCAUUGCAUUAUACUACAAUCAUCAGUAGGUCUGUUUGUAUCAGGACUGCCACUGGUACCUAUAUAUGUGGGUUUAUUUUGUCGUAUGCUUCCGUUGAAUUUACGUGGAAUGUAGGUGUUUGUGGAAGCAAUAAAAUUAACCAUUUUCAGUGUGAAGUGCCGGAAAUACUAGCACUAGGUUGUGGAAACAUAAUAAUGAUUGAAUUGUUAAUUUUUGUUGUAGGAGUAAUCGUUUUAAUGAUACCGAUAGCAUUUAUUAUUGUAUCAUACUUUAAAAUAAUUCUAGCUGUUUUGAAAAUAACAUCUUCUGCGGGCCAGAGGAAAGCCCUCUCAACCUGUGGAUCUCACAUUUUGGUUGUAACAUUAUUCUACGGCUCAGCCAUGGCUACAUAUAUGAAACCCAGAUCCCAGUCCUCACCAAACACAGACAAAAUGUUUGCUAUUCUUUAUACCGUUGUCACUCCAAUGCUGAAUCCUUUGAUUUAUACACUUCGAAACAAGGAGGUUAAAGCAGCCUUAAAAAUGAUCAUAUAUAAAAACAUAGUAUUUAAUAAAUUGUGA